AAUUAUUAUUAAAACUAAAUUAUUUGGAAAAAUUAAUUAUUGAGUUGAUUUAAAAAUGUCUGCAAAACAAAAGUCAUCGACCAACAACAAAAAUAAAUCGCCAUUAUCAAAAGUUAGACCGUCUAGUGAAAUUAUAGCUGCGAAAAGAAAGGCUGCUGCUGAACAAAAGUUGAAACUCCUGCAGACAAAGGUACCAGACACUAAUUUUAUUUACGAUAUUUAUCAAAGUGCAAUGGAUUCACGUCUGCUGACUCGGAGAGAGACGGGGUUAGUUUAUGAUUAUUCGAUGGCAGAACAUCAAUGCCUCUGGGACAAAAAUUAUCCAGAAUGUCCUCAAAGAUUAACUAGAACGCUAGAACGAUGCAAAGAACUCGGGUUGAUUGAUAGGUGCAAGAACAUCAGCCCGAGGUUGGCGACAAAUAAGGAGUUAUUGCUGAAACAUAGUCGCAAGCAGAUUGAUAUUCUGAAGGCGACUGAUGGGUGUACUGAUCUCACUAAACUCGAAGAUUUAUCUUCCAAAUAUGACGCUAUUUAUGUUCAUCCAUCAACAUAUAAAUUGUCGAAAUUGGCCGCUGGAUCGACAAUUAAUUUAUUACAAGCUAUUUGUAAAGAAGAAGUUCAAAAUGGAAUGGCAAUAAUUAGGCCACCGGGACAUCAUGCAAUGAAAACAGAAUACUGUGGUUACUGUUUCUUUAAUAAUGUAGCCAUUGCAGUUGAGUCAAUGCUGAGUGAAGGCUUAGCCAAGAAAGUGCUAAUUGUCGACUGGGACGUCCACCACGGACAAGCGACGCAGCAAAUGUUUUAUGACGAUCCCCGCGUCGUGUAUUUCUCGAUCCACCGCUACGAGCAGGGUGAAUUCUGGCCUAAUUUAAGAGAAUCUGAUUACCACUACGUCGGUGAAGGCGCGGGUAUUGGAUAUAAUUUCAACAUACCCCUCAAUAAAACUGGUAUGACGAACGCAGAUUAUCUAGCAAUCUUCCAGCAAGUUCUACUGCCUAUGGCAUACGAGUUUCAACCAGAUCUCAUAGUAAUUUCAGCAGGUUACGACGCCGCUCUCGGCUGUCCCGAGGGAGAAAUGAAAAUAACUCCAGCAUUUUACGCGCAUUUACUUUCACAAUUACUCAGCCUAGCCAGCGGAAAAGUAGCUGUGAUUCUCGAAGGCGGAUAUUGCUUAGAGUCUCUGUCAGAAUCAGCGGCUCUAACUUUAAGAGCUCUUCUAGGUGACCCGUGUCCAAUGAUAUCAACCCUCGAUCCACCUUCAGCAAGUAUCCGAGAGACAAUUUUAAAUGUAAUUUACGCACAAAAGCCUUACUGGAGCUGCUACGAGUUCCAGGACAUAUACAGUAUCCACUCAGAAGAUACCAAAGAAUGCGACCGUCACCUUCCAGAGAUAGUUUUCAAAGAGAAUGAAACUAAACCAACUGUCUACGAGACCCGAAAUUAUUACCCAGUACAAAGUGACAUUUUUCUAAAUGACAUUCGCAACCAAUUACUUUCCCUUCAAUUGACUACCAAGUUAAACAAAGCUCCUCACCGAGUGUCCUUGGUCUACGACGAGCGUAUGCUGAAGCAUUGCCACCCUACCGACACGAGGCAUCCUGAAAUUCCUGAAAGAAUCUCUGGAAUAUUUUCCAAGCACGAAGAGUACGACUUGCUCAAGCGGUGUCACAGAAUUCCCGGUCGGAUUGCCACAGAGGAAGAGCUUCUGCUAGUGCAUACUGAAAGCUACGUAGAAAGUAUGAAGGCGACUGAAAAAAAGAAAAUGUCUGAAGUUCACAAAGAGUCACGGAACUUUGAGUCCGUUUACCUCCACACCGAGACAUGGUCCAGCGCUAGCGUAGCAGCAGGUUCAGUUCUGCAGGUGGUUGACAGCGUUCUCAACGGAGAAAGCCAGUCAGGAGUCGCGAUAGUUCGUCCUCCAGGACAUCAUGCCGAGCGUGACGCAGCUUGUGGCUUCUGCAUCUUCAACAACGUUUCCAUUGCUGCGCGUUACGCUACUGAGUUUCACGGAUGCAAGCGCGUGUUGAUCCUCGACUGGGAUGUCCAUCACGGCAACGGGACUCAAGCGAUAUUUGAAGAAGAUCCUCAAGUUCUCUACAUCUCAAUUCACAGGUACGACAAUGGCUCUUUUUUCCCUUCCUCAGAGCAAGCUAACUACAACGUCGUCGGGAGGGGAAAAGGCGAAGGCUUCAACGUAAACAUUCCCUGGAACCGCAAAAAAAUGGGUGACACUGAGUACAUUGCUGCCUUUCAGCAGAUCAUUAUACCAAUUGCUUAUCAAUUCAACCCGGAAUUAAUUCUUGUAUCUGCUGGGUUUGAUGCGUGUGUUGGAGAUCCUCUUGGUGGCUACAGCGUUUCUCCGGUAGCUUAUGGACACUUUACUCACUGGUUGUCAUCGCUGGCUAAUGGUCGGCUGAUUUUAGUCUUAGAAGGCGGGUACAAUGUCAACUCAAUCUCUUACGCAAUGACCAUGUGUACUAAAGCUCUUCUUGGAGAUCCUCUGGCUCCUAUAACUCGCAGCACUGCUGCUUUGUCUACUUCUGCUAUUACUAGUAUUAAAAAUGUUUUAAAAACUCAUAAACCAUACUGGCCAAAUUUAGUUUAUCAAGCUGCGUUGCCGAAAGAAAAUGUCAUUCCUCAACCAGUGAGUCUUAAGUUUGACAUGAGUCCAGGAGUGGAGUCCAAAAUUCUGCAAGAAGAAUGGCAAACUGAGAAAAAUGGAAUCCAUCAGCUGUCUAAAGAAAUGGGUGGGUUGAAUGUCAACCAAAGUGGCCAGGCCAAGCAGUGUUCUGAUUCUCAAGAACAAAAACCGGGGAAGGUUGAGGACCAACCUGGGUGUAGCUCUAGCCAAAGCAAGCCUGGAUCUUCGAGAGUUAAUCCAACUGAUUCGGGGAAUCCCCAUGAAGAUAAACCGCUGAUGGACAGUAUGAUGUUUGCAAUAAUUCCUUUGAGUUAUUGUCCUCACUUGGAAUUGAUAGCUGAGGUUCCGGCACAAGGUAUUGAUGUAAAAGCUCCUUGCAAAGAGUGCAAUAGUACAGCCGAAAAUUGGAUCUGUCUUCACUGCUAUGGGGUUAAUUGCGCGCGAGCUGUUAAUCAACAUGCUAUUCUCCAUGGACAAGAUGAAGGACACCCUUUGACUCUCAGCUUCACUGAUCUUUCUGUCUGGUGUUAUGGAUGCGAAGCCUACGUUGAUAAUCCGAGACUUCACGCUGCUAAAAGCGCCGCUUACCUCAGUAAAUUUAACGAAGAACUUCCUUGGAUUUAUGAUGAACCUCGUAUUGAAAUGUGAAAUAUAAUAUAUUGAUUAAAUAUUUUAA
Molecule: messenger RNA, 3317 nt
Organism: Cotesia glomerata
Lineage: Eukaryota; Metazoa; Arthropoda; Insecta; Hymenoptera; Braconidae
Gene: HDAC6
Product: histone deacetylase 6
Exons: 6
Coding region: 56-3289 (1077 amino acids)
Biological process (GO): chromatin organization
Cellular component (GO): histone deacetylase complex
Molecular function (GO): histone deacetylase activity; zinc ion binding
Source: RefSeq, a predicted model, not a curated record